Elgaria multicarinata webbii is the source of this 2402-nucleotide messenger RNA. RefSeq names its product transmembrane p24 trafficking protein 2 (gene TMED2). The record is from RefSeq and is a predicted model, not a curated record. The coding region runs from base 25 to 651 and encodes 208 amino acids. Gene Ontology annotation, biological process: intracellular protein transport; endoplasmic reticulum to Golgi vesicle-mediated transport; Golgi organization. Gene Ontology annotation, cellular component: COPII-coated ER to Golgi transport vesicle; endoplasmic reticulum; Golgi apparatus. NCBI's taxonomy places the organism in Eukaryota, Metazoa, Chordata, Lepidosauria, Squamata, Anguidae. The transcript is spliced from 5 exons.
CCCUCCCUCGUCGCCGCCGCCGCCAUGUCGCCGGUGCGGGCGGUGCUGGCGCUGCUGGCCGCGCUCUCGGCCCCGGCGGCCGGCUACUUCGUCAGCAUCGACGCGCACGCGGAGGAGUGUUUCCUCGAGCGGGUCCCGUCCGGCACCAAGAUGGGGCUGAUCUUCGAGGUGGCCGAGGGCGGCUUCCUCGACAUCGACGUGGAGAUAACGGGGCCUGAUAACAAGGGCAUCUACAAAGGAGACAGAGAGUCCAGUGGCAAAUACACCUUUGCUGCUCACAUGGACGGAACGUACAAGUUUUGCUUCAGCAACAGAAUGUCCACCAUGACGCCAAAGAUAGUGAUGUUCACUAUUGACAUUGGUGAAGCUCCAAAGGGGCAAGAUAUGGAGACAGAAGGUGGCGGAGAUACCUGGGAUGCUCAUCAGAACAAGCUAGAAGAGAUGAUUAAUGAAUUAGCAGUGGCCAUGACAGCUGUGAAGCAUGAACAGGAGUACAUGGAAGUCCGUGAAAGGAUACACCGAGCAAUUAACGACAACACAAAUAGCAGAGUGGUCCUCUGGUCAUUCUUUGAAGCCCUCGUACUAGUUGCCAUGACACUGGGACAGAUCUACUAUCUGAAGAGGUUUUUUGAAGUCCGGAGAGUCGUUUAAUCAAACUCCACCCGCACACCCCCCCUUUUCCAAUGAUCCCAGAGUCUCCAUUCACUGCUUCUAUCAAACAACUUGGUUGCAAAAAUCACUUAGUUUUCUUUAUCCCUCCAUUCUGAGCUAUACAUUUUUUCUUAGCUUAAUUUUUAGAGAGAGAGAGAGAGAGAGAGUUUCUGUAUUGAAAUAUGUGGCUGAGAGUUAUUCACUGAAAUUGGCAGACUCACAAACCAAAGUGAUUUCAUCUAAAAUUGCAAAAGUGGGUUUUAAAUGCUGUCAGUCAUCUUAAACUUUCUUGAUUCUUUUCUCUCCCCCCUCCUUUCCGUUUUGUUGUUGUUGGCGUAAUGAAAGGCUGUUUUGUGUAGGCGAAAGGGUACAAGAUCCUAAAAGAAGCUUUUAUGUAACACCCUUUAAACCUGUGGGAAUACUCUAACUAUUGAGGAAUUUCUUCUCUACUUUAGAUAGGGAGCAACUAUGACAUGCACCUGCCAUGAUUCUAAGCAAAUCUGCCACUAUGUCCACAAAGAAACAGGCAUGUUCUUGUUCAGGCACACUGAAACCAGCUGUCAGUCCUGUUAGGGUUAGGGUUAGGUGGCUUAUUUAAGAAUUCCAAUACUUCCACUGUAAUUUCACUGGUUUCCCCCCUCCAUUUUUUUUGUUUUAAUUAGAGCUGAAACUACAACAAUACUUCUCUUGUCAGUUAGCCAUGUGGUCUUAGCUGUCAAACCGGUGAACCAGGCAGAAGCUGUCUAUGGAAACUACUUGGCUGAAUAUAAUCUCUGCCCCGUUUUGCUUACAGCCACAGAGCUCCCUGGGUGUUUAGCAUUAUUGUAGAACUAGUGUUCAGGAUGCUGGUUCUUGAUGCCAAAGGGUUAACGAUUUGGAGGGUGGGGAGGGAAGUUAUGACCAAGCUAUGCAGUUCACAUAUAUAUUAAAAGAGCAGCAGAUAGGCUGUUAUGGGGUCACAGCAACACAGGGAUUGUACACACCUGUUUUGUGAGGGAGACCCCUGUGCCUUGUACAUGGCGGAGAAAAAUGAAACGGGUGCUGUUUUUUCCUUGCUGGUGAAUCUUCCCAAGGGGCUCUUGUGCAUUUAAUAGCAUUGCAGGAAAAACCUCCAGAGCUGUAGCUGUCCCUGUAACUCCGUACUAUAUCUGUUGAGUUUCUUGUUGGACUGUUGUUAAAAACAGGAACCUUUUUCAAGAAAGGACUUGGCGCUCCCAAUUAGGCUGACUUGGCACUCCCAAUUAGGCUAUCUUGAGGUAUAUUUUCUCCUUUUCUCUCUCCAAACACAUGCUGUCUUCAGCUUUUGUACAAACUAUUUUUCUUCUUGCUAUCUGGAUGAUGGGUUUAAAAAUCGCCGCAUCUGUCUACGGGAGCGGGGUGCUGAUCCAAGAUUAUGUUGUGGCUAAUGUAUAUUGGACUGAUGUAUAUUGGUUGUAAUUUUGGGGGCGGGUGGGAAUGGGUUAUUUUCAAAGGGGGGGGGCAUUCUAUCGGUAACACAUAAAGAGUUUUGUACCAAAUUUAAUUUAAUUAAAAUUUGUUACAAGUUUUCAUGGUCCAAGUAAUCCUUUUCAGCCUCAGGUGGACCAGAACACCCGUUAUUCAAAUGGUAUGGGCGUCCGUCUCCAUCUCAGUGCAGCUGCCGUACGCCAACUCCGUGUGUGAGACAAGUGGAAUUUGAUUUAGAAGAUGUACCUUAAAGAGUGCUUGAAAUAUGGCCAGAUUUGAUAAAUAAACACCUUCUUUAAAAAAGA